Messenger RNA from Pelobates cultripes (western spadefoot toad), 32473 nucleotides. The record is from the annotation of a GenBank genome assembly. NCBI's taxonomy places the organism in Eukaryota, Metazoa, Chordata, Amphibia, Anura, Pelobatidae.
GGAUACCAAAGAAUGGUGAAAAGUUUAGGGUGAAAAGUUUAAGCUAGACUACAUUUCCCGGCAGCCCCCGCGAGCAAGGCAGUCCUGGGCAUGCGCACUAACCUGAGCCUGCUGGCCUGAGAGAGAGGGAAAGCACGGGACCCGGGAGUACAGACACAGAGAGAGAGAGGCUGCAUCCUACCGAACCGUGCUCCGACAUCCAGCACCCUGGACCUGCCCAGUGCCAUGAUCAGGAAGGAGCUCUCCAGAUCCUACCAGGAGGUGCUGCUUUAUCACUUUACUGCAUUCCAUGGGACAGUUACAGAGAGUUCUCAGUGUUGGGAAGAGGGGAGCUCACUGCAUUAUUUACUGGAUGGGUGGGAUAUGGGGGGUCAGCAGGGGGUCAGCAGGGGGUCACAUGGGAUGGAUUAGAGUUGUGUGAUGGUUGAUGCACAGAGAUAAUAGAAAACUGUCCUCCAAGUGACAUUUGGGCUCUGUGUAAAGUGAGUGCAGAUUAAUUUCAUGGAGUGACACUCAAUGCAGUGAGUGACAGAUCACAGAGGAUCCAUGCCUGUAUAGACCUUUUAUUCUGCAGUGACUGUCUAAGGUUGGCUAUAGGUACAUGGGCUGUUACUGUGCAGCAAACAAUGUGUUGGUAUGCUGUAUGGAAUAAAGUGUGUAUCAGAUUAAAUUAUGCACAGUGCAACAAUUAACUAAUCUGUCAGUAAUUUUCACACCGCAGCCCUGUGUCCUAGCUGCUCUGAACAAAACAUAGGCAAUUAGUGACACAGAAUUGGUAAUAUACUGCUCUACUUGUUGAUGGUACUGUACUGGAUUAGUCGCAAGUGUGAAUUUUGUUACCUUUGUACUUUUCGGUGGUUUUCAUGAGCAAGUUCAGAUUUUGUCGCUUCGGUUGAUAUGUUGGUUUACGGACAUUAUCAGGGAUAUUCACUAAGGUGAGAACUCAAAGUGAAUUUCAAAUUCGAGAUAUAAAUAUCCAAACUGGAAACAUUCUUGAACUCUGCUAAUAUUCCUGUUUGGAUAUGGUGGCCUUAAAUUUGAAAUUCACUUUUAUUUUCACUUAUUUAUUUAUAAAAUAUUUUACCAGGAAGGUUACAUUGAGAGUUCUCUUGUUUUCGAGUACGGCAUGUCCUGAUAACUCUGAUACUGUUUUUACGUAUACAGACAGCAAAUCUGAACUUGGAAAUUUUUUUGCUUCAAUUAGAAUCUAACCCCAUGUAAGGAAUGUAAAUAUUGCUACACCUAUGAAGAAUUGAUAUAUAGCCACCCUUACCAGGCAAUAUACAUGGGAUGCUAUAUAGAUACACUUCCUGGGCGAUAUUCAUGGAUUUAAUGUCCCUGCAGGAUUGCGGAACUAAGGAAUGUGUUUAUGAUUGGAUCAGAUUGUUUAUAAAGACAGUAAAAGUCCAUUUAAUAACAUGACGGGUAGGAUAACUCCUUGCAUGUCACCUCUUAGUCAAGGACAUUAAAGAUGAUCAGCUCAUGAAAAUAUUACAGCAAGUAAAGAGUUAAAAAGUGUUUUUGUUACAAAAUAUAAGUGCUGGGAGUUGCAUAGUGUCCAAGAUGGUUUUAAAUGUAAUAAGAAGUCAGCAUUUGUUUCCUAAGUUUAGUAUACUCAUUGUACUAAAGCCAACAAGUUUUAUUUUGAAGUGCCUUUUAUUUGAAAUUGUAUUGCAGUUCUUUGUAGGUAUUUAUUCAAAAAAUUAUUUUCUUGGGUGGACUUGGUUGAGGUUCUUCACAUGAUGUUUAGCCAGCCUGUAAACAAAUGUAAUUCACAAACAUCUGCAGUGUGAGGAUGCUAUCUCUGCUUUACAGCUGCCCAGCUUGAUCCCCUGUUUGAGGAUUUCCUGUCCUUAAAGGACCACUAUAGUGCCAGAAAAACAUACUCGUUUUCCUGGCACUAUAGUGCCCUGAGGGUGCCCCCACCCUCAGGGUCCCCCUCCCGCCGGGGUCUGGGGAGAGGAGAGGGUUAAAACUUAUCUUUUUUUCCAGCGCCGGGCGGGGAGCUCUCCACCUCCGAUCCUCCUCCUCUCCUCUCUUUCGGCUGAAUGCGCACGCGCGGCAAGAGCUGCGCGCGCAUUCAGCCGGUCUCAUAGGAAAGCAUUUACAAUGCUUUCCAUGGACGCUUGCGUGUUCUCACUGUGAUUUUCACAGUGAGAAGCACGCAAGCGCCUCUAGCGGCUGUCAAUGAGACAGCCACUAGAGGAUUUGGAGGCUGGAUUAACCCUAUUAUAAACAUAGCAGUUUCUCUGAAACUGCUAUGUUUAUAAAAAAAAUGGAUUAACCCUAGCUGGACCUGGCACCCAGACCACUUCAUUAAGCUGAGUGGUCUGGGUGCCUAGAGUGGUCCUUUAAAAAUGCUUUUUCAAUGGGGCCUACCUUGACUUGACUUGAAUGAACGUUUGAGUCCAGUGCUCUGAGCACGGCACACUAUAAAUGGCAACUUUAAACAGCCUAGAAUAGCCCACAAGCGAUAUCUUGAGUAUAGGGGACAUAUAGUCACCCUACUAUAAAGCCCUCUCAGAGGAGGAAUUCUAAAAAAGAGGCCUCAGUGGGGACCCUCUUCUCUCAGGGAAGCAGAAACCAAAAACUUAGCCAAGAUGGCGGCCCUAAGAGCCCACUCAGUCAAUCAGAGGAGCAGGAGGAUACUGAAAUACGCUACCAAGGCUAAAGCAAAAAUUGAAGAAAACCAAUUUAUGCGCAAACUGACAUCCACAAUACACAAAGCCCUUACUGCGUUUCACAAGACGUGGGCACUAUGGCAGGACUACAGAGACACUAUAACAAUAAAGCAGAGAACUUAGUCAGGGUUUUACCUCGCGGUGGCGCCCCUUCACUUUCCCCUCCCCUUUCUACAUUUAUAAUUUUUUAAAAUCCAUUUUGUUAUUGCGAUUUACACCGUUGAAUAAAACUGCCCAUAGGAAACCAUAAUCAGCAGCUGAAAAUGUUGACAGAACAAGCUAUUUGAGUGUCCCAGGGGAGACAGAUAUCUUUGAGGGAUCCAGGCUUGUUAAGUGUGCGUCUUUAGCUCCAUUAGAUGCCAUAAGACCCAAAUUGCUCAUACUGGCUUCCAGAUCUUGAAGGUUCCGUGCCUGGUGAAUUUAUCCUUGAUAUGUGAACAGGAGCAUAUUGUAUACAAUACAAGACUUUAGUUUACAGUAACUCAUAAGCACAUGUAUGUAGAAGCUUAAGGUUGUCAUUGUAACCUGUUGGAAUGUUGUGUGGCAUUUUUUAUUUUUGAGCAAAAACGAAACCUUUUUAUUUCAAAUUUGUAAACAACAAUAAAAAAACAAACAAAAGGCAAUAAACGAAAAAAUAAAAUACAAUAAAAUACAUAAUAAUGAACUGCCAUAAGAAAUGGUUGAUUUAUUUUGUCACAAUUAUUGCUGCUAGUUCUUGUUCGCUGAUUAAUGGUUUAUAUAGUCAAUGAAACGUGUUAAACGAAAGCAGUCCAUUUUAUUUAUUUAUUUUAUUUUUUUGUGCAUAGAAGUAUACACAUUAUGGCCGUGCAUAACAUUUGAAUACCGGCACAAAAUGUCAAGAGGAACUGCCCAUUUUUUCUUUUAGAGAAGAUAUGAAUGAGCAUCAAACACAUUUUUCUCAUGCAAAAUAAAGAAAGAAUAAUUUUUUUUAAAUGUAGUUUCCCUUGUAAUUGUACAAGCUCAGCUCAUUUGUUAUUGAGUAACUAUAGUCCACAUUACUUGAGUGUCGAAGAGAUCACCAGCCUCUAAAAUGUUUAAACCAGACACUCCCUUACUUUUCAAGACUAACUUUUUUGUUUUGAUAAAAGAUCCACCUUGGUUUGCUUGUUUCAUUUUCCACUGGAAUCGUGAUUGUUUGACCACAUGCUUGGUGAUAUGUGGAAUAAAUGUGUGUGUGCUUUGUUUCUGAAUCAUUACUCAAAAUAUAAAGAUUAGCUGUAUAAACAGGGAUACACACAGGAGUUUAUUAUAAAAACCUGUCUUCAGCAUUAUUUUGAUAGCUAACUACAUCGGAGAAAUGUGGGUAAUUAAAUGAACAGUCUAAGCACCACAACCACUUCAUGUUGUUGUAGUGAUUAUGGUGCUAAUAAGCUGUAGGUGCAAUCCACUGGUACUAGUAACCUCCAAAAUAUGGCUGAAAUAGAUAACUUUCACAAUGCAUUGUGGUGGCCUGUCAUUGCCUUGUGCUGCCUCAUUUUUGGCGUAAGGUCUCAAACAAUUCAACCAAAAUCUGGGGAACGGCAACCAUAGUCUACUAGCACCAUAACCACUGCAAUGGCAUGCAGUGUUUAUAGUACUUAGACUGCCCUUAAAACAGAUUUAUUUAGGUUAUUACAUUUAUAUUCUUGAUUUAUAUUAUUUUAUAUCAUAAUUUGAGCACACAGUUAAUUUGACAAAAAUAAAAUGAUAUUGUGUUUGGCACUUCUGUGCCACUUGGGUUAAAAUGCUCAAAACAAGACUUUUCGUUUAGAGGAUAUCCUGUCAUCAUUUUAACAUCACAGUGCAAGGGCUGAGAACUGAAGCUGUUUGCAAAGUGCUUCUAUUAAAGAGACAUCAUAGUACUUUGAUGUUAAAAAAAAAAGAGAGACAGACGGAUAUAGCUACAAUGAAAAGGUACAAGUUCAGACUUGAAGGACUAGCACAAGGAAGAGAUGUGUAGGAUUACAAAUACACAUAACAUUGUCACAAAGAUGGAAACCUUCAGAAAUGUAACAACCAUUUUCAUUGUAAGAAACAGCCAGACAGAAAAUUUUCUUUCUGAUUUAGCGCCCUUAGCUUUAAACUAACAAUAUAGAAAACACAAUCGCAACUUACCGUAAAAAUAAGUGGAUGAGACAAUGAAAAUAUGGGUUUCCUGUUUCCCUUAGUAAGAAUGUGGACAUUCUUUGACCAAGUGAUAAAGAAUUAAAGGAACACUAUAGGGUCAAACAUGUAUUCCUGACCCUAUAGUAUUAAAACCACCAUCUAGCCCGCCCUGCCCCACCCCCCAUGCCUCCUUAAAUAUAGUAAAAUCUUACUUGUAUUCCAGUCUGCAGCUGCUGCCUCUCCCCUGACCUGCCUGCUGUCUGCUGACAUCAGCUGAAGUGUUGUUCUGAGCCAAUCACGAUGCUUCAGCAUAGGAUUGGGUGAGACUGUCAUCAAGGAGGCAGAUCAGGGGCAGAGCCAGAACAAGUCAAACACAGCCCUGGCCAAUCAGCAUCUUCUCAUAAAGAUGAAUUGAAUCAAUGCAUCUCUAUGAGGAACGUUCAGUGUCUGCACGCAAAGGGUGGAGACACUGAAUGGCAGUGCUGCAAACUGUGCAACAUGGCACCAGGAAGCACAUCCAGCAGCCAUCUGAGGAGUGGCAAGUGGAGUUCUUACUAGGCUGUAAUGUAAACAAUGCAUUUUCCCUGAAGCUAAUGAUUCUACUCACCACAACAAAUAGAAUAAGCUGUAGUUCUGGUGACUAUAGUGUUCCUUUUUUACAUACGAACAUGAUAGAAUUCAUGAAACGGAUUGUUACACAUCUCAUGACAUGCACUAUCAAAAAACCCAGUGCAAAAGUACACUAAAAAAUCACAUUAAAUUGAGAAUGUGCAAAAUAAGUCUUCUCUUGUUGAUUAUCUGAUACAGAUUUUUUUGCAAGUUUUGUCCCUUCCGCCACAGAGCUCAGUAAAACUGAAGCAAUCAUUGAGAUAUAAAAAGCACAAGCUGAGGUACAGUGCAGUUCGUAAGUAUUUGGACAGCUAGAGACUAUGUAUAGAGCAGAUGCAGCACAUGGCAUGCUCUGUGUGCUAUUCUGUUUAUUGUGAAGGAUUGGUGUGUCCUCUGUUCUGUUGGUGACAUAAAAAAACUUAAAAAAAAAAAAAAUACAAUGUGUGCUGGCACUCAAUUACAUCUAGGUGCAGGUAUUCGAGGUUAACCCCAAAGACAACCUCCUAAUCACAAUCAUAAAAAAAUUAUUAUGAAUACCGCACUCUAUAUAGUAAUAAAUAUAUAUAAUACUUGUUGUUAUUGCUGAGAUAAAUUCAUAAUGUUUAUUCUAGAUAAAUUUAUAUAAAGUAUGAUGGUAGUAAUGUUCAUUUCAUCCUGAAUACACCAAUUAUAUACAAGAAAUAUAUACAAUAUAUACAGUAUAUACAGAAUUUUCCAUGUGUGGGAUAAAGUUCAUCUAAUGUGUAUACACUCAGUGAUGAUCCUUAUAAUCGAGAAAAAAUUGAAAAAAAUUAAAAAUUAAAAAAUUUUUAAAAAUCCCCAAUCUAAAUCAGAAAAGGAAAAAAAGGGGAAAAAAAGGGAAAAAAAGAAAAAAGGAAAAACAAUACAUGAGAGUCCUGGAAGUCCAAAAUAUAGUGCACUAUAUAUAGCUGUAUAUGGAUGGAUCUCACCGAUGUAGAAAUAUUUUUCUUGGUGUACACAGUCAAAGUUGUAAUCAGAUGAUGAUCUGAACGAAGGUGAAGGUAAUUUUUGAGUAGAGGACGCAUGACGCAGCGACGUUGGCUGACGUCAGAACGCGGAAGUAGGGGAAUACCUCGGAGUGGAUACGGCUAUGUUUUGCAGCCAACAUCAUGUAUUUAAAUUACACUUUAUCUUGUUUAAUAGAAAUACAGAACACAGGGGCCAUUGAAGGGACAUAGAUGUCCCGAGCGCGCAGCCCGUCCAUUCAAAGAUUGCCUGAGCAUGUCCGUCCGUAUAAAGAUUGAUCUGCUGUUCUGACCACAUACCUACUGGGAGCUGAUGGAGUGACUGCCCGUUUUCUACAUCAAAAAUUACCUUCACCUUCGUUCAGAUCAUCAUCUGAUUACAACUUUGACUGUGUACACCAAGAAAAAUAUUUCUACAUCGGUGAGAUCCAUCCAUAUACAGCUAUAUAUAGUGCACUAUAUUUUGGACUUCCAGGACUCUCAUGUAUUGUUUUUCCUUUUUUCUUUUUUUCCCUUUUUUUCCCCUUUUUUUCCUUUUCUGAUUUAGAUUGGGGAUUUUUAAAAAUUUUUUAAUUUUUAAUUUUUUUCAAUUUUUUCUCGAUUAUAAGGAUCAUCACCGAGUGUAUACACAUUAGAUGAACUUUAUCCCACACAUGGAAAAUUCUGUAUAUACUGUAUAUAUUGUAUAUAUUUCUUGUAUAUAAUUGGUGUACUCAGGAUGAAAUGAACAUUACUACCAUCAUACUUUAUAUAAAUUUAUCUAGAAUAAACAUUAUGAAUUUAUCUCAGCAAUAACAACAAGUAUUACAUAAAAAACUUUACUUUGGCUUUCUCCUCUGUACGAAGGAAACUGGCUAGCUUGUAGCUUAUCACUUUAUUUACAUAGCAUUUAAUUAAAUUCCUGGCUUGUUUACACUGUCAGGGUUAUUUAUGAAAGUGAGAAUUGUCGAUAAUUCAGUGAAUUCAAAGUGUAUGUAAAAUUUAAGGCCAAAUUCAAAACAUAACGGAUUGGGAGUAUUUUUCCAGUUUUGGCUAAUUUUAUUUUUUGUGCUUGUAGUGAGUGGGAAAAAAAGAUUCAGGCAUAACAUAAACUUAGACAAUGCUUCAAGUUUGUUCAUACAUAGGAAACAACAGUAUGGCAGGUCCAAGCAAGUAACAGUUAAAGCACAUUUCUACUUUAUAGAGAACAAGUGUGGUUACAGACCCGGGAUGAGCUAGGGUUGGGCUGUGUGAAAGGGGAUUAACCCUGUUUGCUAUGUUCCGGAAUACUCCAGGCUGGGUGGUAUCCGGCUAGUCUAGGUGUUCCAGCAAGACAGGGGUGUUAUGUGAAGUUAGGCUAAGUGUGAGGUUUGAUGAAUCGUGUGCGAGAUCAGGAUGCCAAUGUACAUAGUAUUGCCAGGCUAUGGUGUCAGUCGGUUGUGAGUUGGUGGCUUGAGUGUGUGUAAAGGCCCCCUAUGGGAGAGAUAUGUUUGGCGUCCGUGUUGGUUGCCCCUAACCUUGGGGGGCAGUGGGGGGGAGGGGAGGCAGUCACCACCACGCUUAGGGUAGUGAAUUGAGAGUUGUCCUGUCAGGUUAGCAUUUAGCAGCAUAGUGCAGUAACAGUUCCAGCUUAUAGUUCUGUCUAUGGCCAUCGCCCUACGUGGGAACUAGAGUAAGGCUGUAAAUCUUGGAUAAAUGCUUAUCAACAGAAGGAAAAGGAGACAAGGAACUUAAAAGAAAUGAAAACAUUUGUGAAUGUAGGCCUGUAUGAGUGGCCAUAUGUGGACUGUAUUGUUCCCAAUCUGGUUCAGGUCACUGGUUCAUCUGAGCGGCGUUUCCUCUGAGUCGCAGGGGUAAUGUCGUCAGUUUUGGCAAUUUCUGACUUAAAUUAUGUUUGAAUUUCAAACAAAUCUCACCUUAGUAAAUACCCCUGUAUGCUUUUUAUUUUUUUUAUUUUUUUACACAUUGGCUCCCAACUCCCUCAGGGUUAAUCUCGGAAUGCCCCUGAUCUGGAUUAGCAAAAUUAAUCUGAGGGUAUUCAAACAGCAAGAUUACACUAUUUAUCAAUAUCUUCAUUCAAAACACUGGGGGGGAGGGGCGGGGGUGACAUUCUAAAAGUAAAGCCGUCGCCGUGGAAACUAUAGAAUGUUCCUGCAGGUGUAAUCGCUUGUACCUUCAGAUUGGCAAUGCACAGUUUUGAUUGACAGGGAGUAAUGGGUAUUAUUAUAGACCCAGCAAUAGAUACAUGGAGAAAUUUUGACACUCCUACCUAAAAUAAUAAUAUACUUUCCAAUAUUUUAAUGUGGAUAAAUGCGUUUAUUGCGCAAUAAAUAUGCGCAUGUUCCCUGGAUCAACCAUGGUGAGAAAGGACUAUUUAACCCUUUACGUGACCAGCUGAUGAAGUGACAUACAAUGAUCUCUUUCAUAUUUUAUCCAGGCACCUGAUUCAUACCAUCUUCUGUGCCAAGCAGCUAUGGUAAACCUUGUCCAUGGAGGUUACAGCUACAUUUUCCACGAUGCUAAGCUAACCUCGCUGUGAAGUGGGCUCACAAACAUCUGCAUUGCAAGCUUAGCCAUCAUCUUUAGUUUUUAAAUGAUGUGCACAUUUUUGCAGAAACCUUUUUAUUUUUCUUCCACUACCUCUCUCCAUUUCGCUGGCACAGAGUUUGCCACCCAGCGUGAAAUUAUUUUUAAGAAGCCACUUGCCAGCUAUGUCAACACAAUUAAGACUCCAUGUGAUGAUGGCUGUUUUAAUCUGCCAACACCAAUCUUUCCUUUUUAAGGAUGUGUAUUUGUUCAGACUCAGUCGCUCAGUCGCCUGUUAAGCAGUUUGUUAUUUCUUUCCUAUGAAAUGAAACCUGUUUCUUUAUCAUUCUUUCCAAUGCUAUCUUAAUGGUUUGUUUAAACUGUUUCCCUUGAGAGAUAAAAUAAUUCCUUUGGUGCAAUGUGAAAUGAAAGGGAAUUAUAAAGUUUGUCUUUCCUUAUUUAACCCCUUAAGGACACAUGACAUGUGUGACAUGUCAUGAUUCCAUUUUAUUCCAGACGUUUGGUCCUUAAGGGGUUAAUCUGUAGUACUGUGGAUUCAGUAUUGGUGGCUGUCCAUAGGACUACCACUCUCAUAAUGCCCUACAUAACCUGGGCAUUAUUUCUCACAGCUGACUCUACGCUGCCCCCUUGAGGGAGCAGUUUGCUGCAUUUCUCAAAAUGUGUCUCAACAGGAAAUCGUAAAACCUAAAAAUCGGAAAACACCUAAUUAAAGGGACAUACACCGGGGAGAUGAAACAUUAAAGUUGUGCAAUAGAAUUUACUGUUUGUGUAUUUCCUAGCCAUUCCUAGGUAUCUGAUCUUCCCCUGGUGUUUUCCUUCUAAAUUAGUCACUGGUCCUUUAAUAGAAGCAGAAUUGAAGCUAUGAAAUAGUGACAAGGGAACAUGUAGAGUUCUAAAAAUAUAUAUAUUUUUUGUGGUUUAUAUUGUAUAUUUACUGUAAUAUAAGGCUGUUUUGUUAAAAGUCUUUAAUUACUCUUUAAUCUGUUCAUGAACAUGUUACUUGCUGUCAUUGCAGUCUGGUCCCUGUAUACCUCAUACCAAUUUAGCAGAGUGUCCUUUAAGUAGGAUGGACACAGAUACCUGAUUAUUAUUAUUAUCGCCAUUUAUAUAGCGCCAACAGAUUCCGUAGCGCUAUACAAUAUUAUAAGAGGGUGGAUUUAACUAUAAAUAGGAGACUUACUAAAAGAAAACUUACAGGAAUGACAGAUUAAAGAGGACCCUGCUCAAAAGAGCUUACACUCUAUAUGAGGUGGGGUGUAAAACACAAUAGGACAGGAUGAUGGAAGACUAAAAUAAACUGGAUUAUGUAAUAAAAAGAGUAUUUUUUAAAUGUCCAGUGGGUGGCAAAAUCACUGUAUGUUUGAGACAGGCUUGCUCUAAUCCACCUCCGGGCUGCACAUAAAAUCAUUUUGGUAUGGAAGUAGUAAUUAUCGCAAGCCUUUAUUAGGAACUGCUGCCAUUGCAGAAAUGGAAGUGGUUAAGAACAAGAACUUGCUGUUGCCAUGGCACACGUGCGUGAGGGUCUUGGCAUGAAAUGCCCAUAAUUAUAACCCAGAGGCAUUUGGGAGAAGGAGUCGUAGAAACCCUUAUUUCUGUGCCUCUCUCUAUAACAAUUCAGCUAGGCAGAACAAAUUGUACUGAAAUUUUAAAUGAUAAUAAUCCUGUUAGUGUUCCAUACUUUUUUGUUAAAAGGGCACUGCACUAUACCUUAGGUUACAGUUGUGUUUUGCUGGUUGUUUCAUUCUCGAUCUUCUAAGAUUAUUGACAAAAUAUCAGCUCUUGUUUUAGGGCAACAAUUCAUUCAGUUCAGAAUUAUUGUGGCAGGUGAUUUUAUUCCAUUCUCUCUCUCUCUAUAUAUAUAUAUUGAUCAGCCACAACAUUAAACCCACAUGCCUAAUAACGUGUAGGUCUCUGUUGUGCUGCAAGAACAGCUCUGAUACGUCGAAGCAUGGACUCCACAAGACCUCUGUACGUGUCCUGUGGUAUCUUGCACCAAGACAUUAGAAGAUAAUCCUUUAAACCCUGCAAUUUGCAAUGUGGGACCACCAUGGAUUGGAUAUGUUGUUCCAGCACAGCCCACAGAUGCUCAAUCAGAUUUAGAUCUGGGGAAUUUGGAGGCCAAGGCAACACCCUGAACUCUUUGUUAUGUUCCUCAAACCAUUCCUGAACAUUUGUUUCAGUGUGGCAGGGUGCAUUAUCCUUCCGAAAGAGGCCACUGCCAUCAGGGAACACCAUUGUCAUGAAGGGGUGAACAUGGUCUGCAACGGUCACUAGGUAGUUGGUGUCAAAGUAACAUUCACAUGAAUGCAAGGUUUCCCAGCAGAACAUUGUCUAGAGCAGGGGUAGUCAACCUUUGGAAUUUUAGGUGGGUGGUUGUGGGUUCUGCAGAAAACGCCCGUUGGGCCUAGAUGGCUGUGGGCCAAGACCGGCAGGGGAGCUCCUUUCAUUUCCCUCACCGGCCCGCUGGCACUUAGUUCCAGCAGAGGGAAAGAAGGGGCUGGAAGGCUCCAUGUUCCUCCACGAGCAGGCUGGUCGGAGCGUUGCCAUGGAAAUGCUCCGAUACAGUGCUGUGCUUGCAGGAGGACAGGAGAGAACACACACUGCCCCCCUCACACACACACAGCACCCUCACCCGCAUACAGUGCCCCUCACCUGCAUACUGCACCCCUCACCCGCAUACAGCAACCCUCACCCACAUACAGCAUCCCUCACACACACAGCACCCUCACCCACAUACAGCAUCCCUCACACACACAUCACCCUCACCCACAUACAGCACCCCCCACACACUGCACCCUUCACACACAGAGUGCCCCUUACACAAACACACUACACCAUUCACACACACACACAGCACCUCACAGACACACAUAGAAAAAAAGUAUAAUAGAAAAAAAUGCAGCAAACUGUGAUGCACUGUGGGUUCUGACACCUUUCUAUCACGGCACACAUAACAGCAAAUUGGGCUACAGUAGCUCUUCUGUAUGAUUGGACCAGACGGGAUAAUCUUCACUCCCAGCAUGCAUCAUUGAGCCUUGAGCGUCCAUGAACCUGACGCUGGUUGUCCUUCCUUACACCACUAUUAGUAGGUACUACCACUGCAUACCAUGAACACCCAACAAGACUUAUUGUCAUCUAGCCAUUAUUAUUUUGUCCUUGUCAAAGUACAAUUAGAUCUUUUUGCUUGCCCAUUUUUGCUGCUUCCAACACAUGAAAUUUAAGAACUGACUGUUUAUUUGCUGCCUAAUAUAUCCCACCCUUGGCAGGUGCCAUCGUAACGAUAUAAUAAAUGUUAUUCUAUUUACCUGUCUGGAGUUUUAAUGUUGUAAUGGAUCAGUGUAUAUUGUGCAAUCUGACAGCUUGAUGAUGUUUGUGUCUAUAAGCACAUCAAAAGUCAUUUCAGAAUUGGCUGUUUUUCGGCCAGAUGUUCAUUCAGUUGUAGUCAUCUGUUUAUAUGGGUAAAGAAGAAAACUGCAUUCAGAAAUCGUAGAGUUGUGGAAGUUGUGAAGCUAAAGGUGAAAAUGUCUCAUCGUUAAAUUGUUGCUGUGGCGAUUUCUAAUUACUUGCAGCUGCACCUCCUCAUAUACUGCCAGUAGUUUUUAUGAUGAUGGUGGACGUAUUUAAAAUGACACCCGUCCUCUGUGUCUCCUGGAACCUGUUUUAUUAUUGUAGUUUUGAAUGUUUGAAAACCAGUGUUUGUGGGUAAUGAACAACUUUUCACACUGAAGCUAACGAUGCUCAGUUGAUAUUAAAAUAUUCUUAGUGCCUUUGAUAGAAAUAAAUUCUUCUGGAGAUCCAGCAGGGUGUAUUAUUUAUCUUUAUCUAUUUUUUCUGUUCCUUUGUUGACUUUACUGUUUUUCCUAAAUCUUUAUUUGUUUUGCGUUCCACAGCUGCUACAAUAUUACUUUGUGUUCCUUUAACUAAACCUCCUAAAUAUUGUAAACUGGAAGCAAUGUUGUAAUUAGUAAGUUGUCCAGUUUACUGCACUUAGUGCUUUAACUGCUUCAGAAGUGCACAUGCCUCAAUGUAUAUUGUAGUAUAAUAACACUAAACAUCUUAUGAAGAAGUAGAAAGGAAUUAGACAAUAAAACAUGACUCCAAACAGUCAAAUUUAAUAUAAAACAAAAAUUAGAGAAGCAUUUAAACACAAGGCAGCAGCAUUUAUAUACAAUGUUUUCUACAGUUAAGUGAAGAAACAGAUGCAGGUCUGGGAGAGCCAGCUAUAACGGAGGAUAUGGACGAAGAGGACGUGGACCAGGAGGAUGCAGAAUCAUCUGUCCUGCCAGGUAUGCUCCCACCAGGAUUUUCCUGGACCCCAGGUCCUGUAGUUUACCUUUAUCCCAAUAGCCUAUGGCCAAAGAAAACAUAGACGCACUUACUGGUCUUUAACAUGGAAACAAGUGUAUUCAAAUGUGGUUCACAAUAACUUAACGAGAUCAAUGUUUCUGCCCCUUAUUUGGUCAACUUCUGCUUCAAUGAUAUCUAAAGAGAAGACUAGACUGCAGCACCCAAAUAAGUGUCAAACUGUGCUAAAGGUUUGACUACUUACCAGCUUAUGUCAUGAUUACUUACCAUGGACUCCAGGCACCAUAAUCACUACAGUGCCCUGUAAUGGUUAUGUGUCACAGCACAGUAUACCUCAGCACACAGUACUUGAACCCACACAUAUAAAAGAAUAAAGGUGUAUUAUGAGAGAAUAGUCAAAGACAGGCCACAGUUGAGAGAUACCAGAAUUCAGAAAGAUCGGGAGACAUGCUGGGUCAGGGUUACAGAGACCAGGAGAGUCAGGCCUAAGUCAUGUCAAAAAGCAGAAUAAUUCACUACUAAAAGGAAUAUGAUAUUGGAAAUACCAGGGAGCCACAAUGGGGCAAUGAGCUCCAGGGAUAGAGGAGUAUCUGAACUAUAAGAGAACACAGGAGUAGAGUAAGACAAGUGUAAAUUUUGAUGCUAGAAUUACGCAGAUAUGGAAAAGUGCGGCAGCAUGUCACAGGUUACCUUACAUUAUGGUUCUGAGAAUGCCCUUCUAAGGUGGGGUUAGACUACAAGUUUGGAGUAGGGGGAUUAAAUGCCAAACAUUUUCCUAAAGUCAAAAAAAAAAAUCCAUAUUGCGAUUGCAGUAAAUGUGAUAAGUCUACAAUGUGUACUUUACUCAUUUGUCAGCUUAUCAUGCUCGCUAUAGUGCAGAAUUAACUUAAAGGAUCACUUUAGGGUCAGGAACACAAACAUGUAUUCCUGACCCUAUAGAGUUAAACCAACCAUAUUGGUGGCUUGCCCCCUUACAAAAGUAUAAAACUCACCUUAUUUCCAGCGCCGCGGUUCCGCCCCCUUUGUGACCUCAUCAAAAUGGCCUAUUUUUAGCCAAUCCAAUGCUUUGCCAUAGGACAAAAUUGGCAUGGGGCGGGGCCAAAUGCCAUUUUGGCCAAUCAGGACCUCCUCAUAGAGAUUCAUUAAAUCAAUGCAUCUCUAUGAGGAAAAUUCAGCGUCUCCUGUGCAGGCCUGAGCCAGGAGGCCCCUCCAGUGGCCAUCUAAGGAGUGGCCACUUGGAGAUGUCCCUAGGGGCAAUGUAAACACUGCCUUUUCUCUGAAAAGGCAGUGUUAACAUGAAAAUGCCUGAAGGGAGCUAUUAUACUCACCAGAACAACUACAUUAAUCUGCAGUUGUUCUGGUGACUAUAGUGUCUCUUUAAAAGAGCACUAUAGGGUCAGGAACACAACAAUGUAUUCCUGACCCUAUAGUGCUAAACCCACCAUUUAGCCCCCUUAAAAGCAAUGAAAACUCACUUUAUUUCCAGCGGUGGUCCGCCGGCACUGGCCCCUCCCCCCCAUUGGUGACAUCAUCACAAUUGUCGCUUUUUAGCCAAUCUAGAGAAAGCAUUGAAUUGGCUAAAAUGGGCAAGGGGGUGGGGCCAAACACCAUUUAGGCCAAUCAGCACCUCCUCAUAGAGAUUCAUUAAAUCAAUGCAUCUCUAUGAGGAAAAUUCAGCGUCCCCAUGCAGAGCGUGGAGACUCUGAACGGCAGUGCUGCCUACUGUGCAGCUCUGAGCCAGGAAGCACCUCCAGUGGCCAUCUGAGUGGCUGCCACUUGGAGGUGUCCCUAGGGGCAAUGUAAAUACUGCAUUUACUCUGAAAAGGCAGUGUUUGUAUGAAAAUUCCAGAAGGCAAUGAUUCUACACACCAGAACAAAUACAUAGAAACAUAGAAUGUGACUGCAGAUAAGAACCAUUCGGCCCAUCUAGUCUGCCCAAUUUUCUAAAUACUUUCAUUAGUCCCUAGCCUUAUCUUAUAGUUAGGAUAGCCUUAUGCCUAUCCCACGCAUGUUUAAACUCCUUUACUGUGUUAACCUCUACCACUUCAGCUGGAAGGCUAUUCCAUGCAUCCACUACCCUCUCAGUAAAGUAAUACUUCCUGAUAUUAUUUUUAAACCUUUGUCCCUCUAAUUUAAGACUAUUUCCUCUUGUUGUGGUAGUUUUUCUUCUUUUAAAUAUAGUCUCCUCCUUUACUGUGUUGAUUCCCUUUUAUAUAUUUAAAUGUUUCUAUCAUAUCCCCCCUGUCUCGUCUUUCCUCCAAGCUAUACAUGUUAAGAUCCUUUAACCUUUCCUGGUAAGUUUUAUCCCGCAAUCCAUGAACCAGUUUAGUAGCCCUGCUCUGAACCCUCUCUAAGGUAUCAAUAUCCUUCUGAAGAUACGGUCUCCAGUACUGUGUACAAUACUCCAAGUGAGGUCUCACCAGUGUUCUGUAUAAUGGCAUGAGCACUUCCCUCUUUCUACUGCUAAUACCUCUCCCUAUACAACCAAGCAUUCUGCUAGCAUUUCCUGCUGCUCUAUUACAUUGUCUGCCUACCUUUAAGUCAUCAGAAAUAAUCACCCCUAAAUCCCUUUCCUCAUAUGUUGAGGUUAGGACUCUAUCAAAUAUUCUGUACUCUGCCCUUGGGUUUUUACGUCCAAGAUGCAUUAUCUUGCACUUAUCCACAUUAAAUGUCAGUUGCCACAAUUCUGACCAUUUUUCUAGUUUACCUAAAUCAUUUGUCAUUUGGCUUAUCCCUCCUGGAACAUCAACCCUGUUACAUAUCUUAGUAUCAUCAGCAAAAAGACAUACCUUACCAUCAAGACCUUCUGCAAUAUCACUAAUAAAAAUAUUAAAGAGAAUGGGUCCAAGUACAGAUCCCUGAGGUACCCCACUGGUGACAAGUCCAAGCUUCGAAUAUAUUCCAUUAACUACAACCCUCUGUUGCCUGUCACUCAGCCACUGCCUUACCCAUUCAACAAUAUUGGAAUCCAAACUUAAACAUUGCAGUUUAUUGAUAAGCCUUCUAUGUGCAACAGUGUCAAAAGCCUUACUGAAAUCUAGGUAAGCAAUGUCUACUGUACCACCCUGAUCUAUAAUUUUAGUUACCCAAUCAAAAAAAUCAAUAAGAUUAGUUUGGCAUGAUCUCCCUGAAGUAAACCCAUGUUGUCUCUGAUCUUGAAAUCCAUGUGUUUUUAGAUGUUCAUCAAUCCUAUCCUUUAACAUGGUUUCCAUCACUUUCCCCACUACUGAAGUAAGGCUUACUGGCCUAUAGUUGCCCGACUCCUCCCUAUUACCUUUCUUGUAAAUGGGCACAACAUUCGCUAACUUCCAAUCUUCUGGGACUACUCCUGUUAACAAUGAUUGGUUAAAUAAAUCUGUUAAUGGUUUUGCUAGUACACCACUAAGCUCUUUUAAUAGCUUUGGGUGUAUUCCAUCAGGUCCCAUUGACUUAUUUGUCUUUACUUUUGACAGUUGAAAUAGAACCUCUUCCUCUGUAAACUCACGUGUAAUAAAUGACUCAUUUAUCCUUUUUCUCAACUGAGGUCCCUUUCCUUCAUUUUCUUCUGUAAAUACAGAACAAAAAUAUUCAUUGAGGCAGUCAGCCUGACCUUUAUCCUCUUCUACAUACCUUCCUUCUUUUGUUUUUUUUUUGUUUUUUUUAAAUCUUUAUUUUUCAUGUGGAAAGAUAACAUAUUCAGGAAGUUGGCCACAACAGCCUCGAUACAUCGAUUAGAAUCAGUACAUAUCAAAUACAAGGCAUUGUUGUGUGCUAUUCACACACAUUUUAUAUUUACAAUAGGUCACAUUGUUACAGUGAGGUUUUAAAAUCUAAUAACUGUAGGGGUGGAAGACUUCUGUCUGCCUAAUACACCCUAAGGUCUGUGGAGUCGUAGGUGGGGGGGGGAGAGGCAUUUAUUGCUAGGUCCAGUGGCUGGUCCCUAUUCUAGGUCGUGCGGCUAUAGUUAUGGGUGUUGGGUAAGUCUCUUGACCCUUUUGAGUUUGGGUAAGGAUGCGGAUUGCGGUAGUUAUGGGGUCCCUCUAAUGGUGCCUAUCUAGGACUAUGUCUGCUCCUCUUUUACUUUUCCCUGGUCAUAGCUAUUUGUAGGUGCCCAUGUGUGUGGUGCUCAGGGUGUCUUUGUGGCCCUAGUGGUAACUACAAAUCAUGUCUAUGUAUAUACAUAGGUCGCUGUAGUGUGACCGGAUUAAGUUGUGCCCUUGGGGCAUCAGACCUCACGAUAAGCCUGAUUCCAGUCAGGAUUACUAUGUCGCCUUUGAUGUCGUUUCCCAUUAACCCAAGGGAGGGGGGGGGGGAUCGUUAUCGGAGCUAGUGUGCGCGGCUCUGGUGGGCCGCUUUAGCACUGUUAUAGUCGUCAGAGUGUGAGAGAACUACAUUUAACUUAAAUGAACCAAUUUAUCAACUUAAAAUAUUUAAACUAGUGAAACUAAGGCCUAUGAGGCAGUCGGUGAGGCAGUUCGUUCAGGUUUUGGUUUUCGGUCCUCUGCUUAUUCCAGGAGUUGCGGAUGAAUCUGUGCUCGUUGUCCCUGGUCGUUGAGCCGGCUGUGUCAUAGAGGUCGCUGCGAGGUUCGAUAUUCCCAAUGCGGUCAUCAGUGCCGGGCCCUCUGCGUGGUCGGUAGCUCUGUAGUGCUUGUCAUCUUUAGUGACCCAGAGAGUUCCUGGUGUUGCCCAUCUAUAGGCUAUUCCUGCGGCUUGGAGUUGUUUGGUGAUAGGUUGCAUACUUUUGCGCCACAUCAGUGUGGCCCUGCUCAAGUCCUGAAAGAAGGAGAGUUUGCUGUCUUCAAAGUCAAGAGGUGUUUUCCCUUGCAUAGCCGCCAUUAGCCCCAGUUUGUCCAUCAUUGAUUGGCAUCUCAAGAUUAUGUCCCUUGGGGCUGAGUUGGGUGCUUGUGGGGAUUUGGCUAUCCUGUAAACCCCGUCGAACUGGAACGUUUUAGAUUGUCUAGUUGGCAGGAGUGUGGCCACAAGGCGUCUGAUGAAAUGUGGCAACUCUUCCAGCGGUAUCGAUUCAGGUACCCCUCGGAUUUUUAUGUUCUUUCGACGCCCCCUAUCAUCUAGGAGAGUAACUUGCCUGGACAUUGUUGCUUGUGCAGCUUGAAGGUGUCGCACCGUCUCUCCCAAUUCCUGGUAGUUCCCUCUUAGUCCCUUUACCUCCUCUUCUACCGCUUGAGUGCGCGUGGACACGGCGUGCACGUCUAGUUUAAGCACUGCCAAGUCCGCUUCCCACAUUUGUCUUAAGUUCUGCUGCAGGCCUGUCAGCAUAGCCUGUAUGUCUUGUUUGGAGGCCGGUGCGCUGGCUUCUGGCAUCCACGCGUGUGUGGGGUGUUGGGGAUUGAGGUGUGGGCUGUCUAGUGAUUCUUCCUCCUCUGAUGGUGCUGGGGAGGUUUCACGGGGGGUCUGUGCCUUUACUGCGCUUGGGGCCUGUAACAUUUGGCCUAUGUCGCGCUGCGGUUUUGGGGCGUUUUGGGGCAGUUUCUGUGUUCUGCGCCCCAUCUCACCUGAGCUGUGUGUGCUGGGGUACCAGUCCUCAAAUUCUGGGACACUCCAGGGCCAGUGUUCUCCCGUGCUGGGUUGAGGUUGCCUCCCUGCCCGGUAGGCCUUGCCGCCUCGGCGUCUAUUUUUCGAGCCGGGCGUCAGGAGAAACGGCAUCGGCGGUUUCAGCGAGGGUCCCUGCGGGCUGUGGCUGAUUAUGUGGCCGGGAUUAGUGCGGGAUGCCCCCGAUGUGGCUGGAUUGCCGUGCGGUAGCUCGGAGCUCCCCCUUCUUUUGUUUUUAAUCUAACUAAUCCUUGUUUUACUUUUCUUUUCUCAUUUAUGUAUCUAAAAAAUGUUUUAUCCCCCUUUUUUACUGACUGUGCUAUUUUCUCUUCUGUGUGUGAUUUGGAAGUAUGUAGUUGUUCUGUAGUUGUUCUGGUGGCUAUAGUGUCCCUUUAAGAUGCUCUGCAAUUGUGUGUUCUGGGAGAUAGAUGCUAUGUAGUACAAAUGUAAUUAAAAAAAAAAAGGACCAUGGAAGACAUCUACCAUUUAGGAUUACGUACUAUUGGCUUUAAAUCAGGAAUGUUGAACUGCACCCCUCUAUUGUUAGUUCAACUACAUGUCCCAUAAUGUUUUGCCACUCGUCAGACAAUAAUAGUUACUGUAUUCCCAAACACACCUCAGAUGCAGGUUUACAUCUCUCCGUUAAGCAUCGUGUUUAGUACUAAUUCUGUUAUUGGAUUGGAAAGUCAAUCAGUUAAUUGGCCUCUUGUCUCUGUUAAUAGUUUGUAUGUCAGCUACGGAUUGUCAGUUAUCCCCUUUCUAUAAUAUAAUAAUAAUUGAAAAUAUCUAGGCACGUGAUGGAAAAGCAAGGAGAGAUAAUGCCCCAGCGUGGGUACUGUGAACACCCUGUGAUUUGAUCAUUUCUCUUUUCAUUACAGACUCGGAGACGGAUAGGAACAGCCCACCAAUCCGUUUUAGCAGGACGUGCCUGAAGAAUGUUUUCUCUGUGCUGUUAAUUUUCGUCUAUUUGAUGUUAAUGGGAGUGGCUGUAUUCAUCGUCUACCAAACCAUUACUGACUUCAGGGAGAAACUGAAACAUCCCGUUAUGUCCGUGUCCUACAAGGAGGUCGAUGUGUACGAUGCGCCAGGUGACGAUGUGUUUUCAAACACCUUUACACGUCAUAGGGGAAUGUCACUUCUCAACAUUGUUGAAUCAAACUUUGAAAAUCACCUAUAACUUGUGUUCACCAUUUUCAUGAAUUGCUCUGUUUUUUUUUUAAUUACAGAUUUAACAAAUUACAUCAGACGAGGCAAAGUCAAGGCACAAAUUGCAAAUGAAGAGGAUAAAUAGAAACAUUGUUUAAUUUAAUUUCUUCAUUCUAUGCUCUCUGUAUUCUGACAGCCAGAUGCAAAGAGCAGAGUUUAUAAUAUUGAUGAUUAAUAAUGAUUAACAGGGAGCUAAGAUUGAGGCGCACAGUUGCAUGAUUAAAAUGCUAUUGGUUUGUACAUUUAAAUGGACACUAUAGCCAUGAUCUGAGUCACGGAGGCAGAGGCAGGGGCAGGGCCACAUUGAGACCGGCGCAGCAUGGGAGAAAAGAUGAGUGAAUCAUCUUUUCACUGCUCUGACAAAGGGGGCCUGGUACCUAAACAGCCGCACAGGCACUAUAGUGUCAGGAAUACAUGUUUGUAUUCCUGACACUAAAGUGUUCCUUUAAGUUUAUGUCAAUGUCCUUUGCACUUUUAUCCAAAAUGGAAAGAGCCACCAAAAAAGUGCAAUGGUAAUAUACAUUUACGGUACACAAAUUCCAGCAUUAUGGUCUGUAUUGAGCGUCUCAUGGUGUUAUUCUAUUUCCAAACGAGGACCUUUAAAGGCUUAUUUACUAAAGUGAGAAUUCAAUGUGAAUUAUACAUUCAAGGUCAAAAUAGUCCAACUGGAAACAUGUUUUAAGUCAUGUUGAGCUGUGCGUUCAGUUCAGCUACUCCGAACUUAAAUUCGAAAUUCACUUUGAAUUCUCACUUUUGCAAAUAACCCCAUCAGUUUUGAUUUGAAUAAAUGAAAUAAGCUCAAUAAAUCUGUGGUUUCUGUUCCUUAUUUUAGAUGUUGUGGUAAAAAAAUCAUACAAACCUCAUUUUCUUAUCCAACAUAUACAGUAUGCGCUUUAUUUUGCCAUGCAGAAUGGCUCUUAUAAUUUUUACUUCACCUUUCACCAGCAGCCGUAAGUGUAUUUUCACGCUGAGCUAAGUAGGUAAACCUGAUCGGGAAGUGACACUUUAUCUGUCCAUUGCCUCCCGCUGUCACAUUAUGUAAAUGAAACUUAUUUGGCAUAGGAACUGCUCUGAAUUAUUUAUAUGUUUUUUUUUUUCCUUCUUUCUUUCUUUUUGUAAUUGGUAAAUUCUAUUUAUUGAGAUUUUGUGCAAAGAUACAAAUUCGCUAAAUAACUAUUAACUUACAAUUUAAAAGUCACAUGAUAAUUACCUUAAAGAAGAGCUAGAUGAAAAAGAGGGUGAGAGGAAUAAAAGACGGAGACGGGUUUAUGUCGUAGGAGGUGAAGACUAGCUCUGCUGAGCCACCAAGAGACCUCAAAUAAUAAAAGUAAAUUUACACCUCUCAACAAUCUAAACAAAAAUAUGUUUCAGAAAUAUGAUGAAAACAGUGGAUAAAGAAGUAUAUGGAAGAAUAAAUAAAUAUCUUGUACAGGGUGCAAAGUAUAAUGAAUGAGCAGAGCUCAGAGGAAAAAGAUUGAGCUGGUAGUAAUUUUUUGAGGAGAGAACAUUGAAUGAGAGGUCCAUCACAGAGCAGAGAGAGACCACACAGGUGUUGCAUUCAGGUCGUGUGAAUUAUGAAUGAUAAAACUGAACGCUGUACUCCACAGGCAGAUGACAGAUGGACCACUUUGUAGAACAUACAUUAAAUGUAUGUUAUCAUUAUCAUCCGACAUCUGGCAUCACACAGGUCACAGUUCACCAACAAAUGUAGUAACUCACAUUAUUACAACCCCACAUAAGGUAACAUAUGUUAUAUUAAAAAGCAGGUAAAAGCCAGCAAUAAUAAAAAUAACGAUACAAAACCGAGGAGAGCAUAGCCACUGUAGUUCCCUAAGCAUUUCUCAAUGGUCCUAGCUCGAGAUCAAGCUCAAGUUCCAGUACAAGUUUCUGUUAAGUUGAGUUCACUCCCUACCCUGAGUUCCCCCAUACUCCACACACGUUGACCAAUGUGGUCCAAGCAAUAAACAUGUUAAGAGUCAAACAUAUGUAGGCACCAGAACAUAGUUACUAUAUGGCAAUAACCCUAGGAGGCGACCCUGCACAUACAAUGUAAUGUAUACGAUGUAAUGUAUAUUGUAUAACAGUACUAUCUGUAGACAUGCACUGAUAUGCACAACCGAAUAAGAAAUGUAGGCGUCAAACAGGACUGUAACGCAUACUGCCCCGAGAGAAAGCUGUGAUUACGCAAUCUAUCAUGCAAUGUGUAUGAUUAAUGUAUAACCAAUGUAUGUAUAUUUUAUUGUGGAACCCCUAUCCCUUCUCCCUUUUCCUUCUGUUCCCCUGUUUCUCGUGACAAAAACAAUAAACACAAAUAUGAUUAAAAAAAAAAGCAGGUAAAAGCAACCUGAUGCGCCUAAUGUCUAGUGGAAAAUUCUGAUGGUUUUGCUUCUUGCGGUGCAUGGAUGUUUCGAAAGUUACAUGUGGAGAGACAGAUAGGAUAGAACCAAUGCUGCAGUAUAUUUAAAGUAUUAGGAGGAUGCACAACUAAAAUGUGUGAAUUUUCCAUCACAUGCUAUGGAGCUUAUAACCAGCUCCGGAUUUAAUAGCUCACAUUUGAAUGACAUAUCCAUAAGUGGGGAUUGUACCACAGCACGCUAUUUUAGCCGGCGCUGGCUAUAAACUCCAUUACAUGUGUAGGAAAAUUCACACAUUUUUGUUGUGGGUCCUCCCAAUACUUUAAAUAUACUGCAGCAUGGGUUCUUUUCUAUCAGUCUUCACAUUUACCAACGAAAAAUCCACGUACCACAAGCAGCAAAACCAUUGGGCUUUUUUUUCAUAAUUUCCCACUCUAACGCUAGACAUUAGGUGCACCUUGUGUCUUUUACUUGCUUUUUUGUUGUUUAUCUGAAGGGUAACUUAGAGCGUUCCCUUCCUCAGUGAUUGCUUCUGUAGGUAAUCUAUCGUUUUAUUAACUAGCGCUUAUCAUCCCUAGAUUUGCCUAUUUCCUACAUAUGUUAUAUCGGUGGAUGUUGGGUCUAAUGUGCUUUGUUUAUUCCUGUUUUAGGUAUUGCCCUCUAUCCAGGAAAUGCCCAACUUCUGAGCUGCAAGCACCAUCUCUAUGACCACAUCCCGCCUCUGGAAAAUCCAGGCCUUCCCGGAGAGAAUAAAUGUGUUACUCAGAAAAUUAACUACAUAGACCCUUUCACCAACCAAACCAUGGUUAGAAAGACUCUCACAUGCACUAACACUUACGUUACUGGUCAGGAGAGCUAAGUAUAUCAUCAGCAACCUGCUGAACUCCCAGUUAGGCUCUAGCGGCAGUCAGUCAGGGGGCUCAAAUAAGUGGGAGGCCCUUUUGUCACUCAUUGUCCCUGCAAGGGAGGCCGAGGGUUUUCCUUCGAAUACUAUGCUUAUGGGCAGUAUUGCAGUUCUGUGUGGCCAAACGUGGCAGCCAAGACACCCCGAAAUAGCAUACAGUGUUAAAACGACAGACUGGACAGAGGUAAGUGGAGUUUUGGUGGAUGUUGUGAUGUCAAUUCAGCGCCUCACAAUAUGACGUCUGGCUUGGUGUGUAGUCAGGCCCUGCUCCCCAUUUACUGUAUUUUAUUAGUCAUUUUCACAUAUUUAUGUAUAUAUCCAGCAGGUGGCAGUGUACUAACACUGUGACUAAAACACAGUUAUCAGGUCUCCCCAGUGCCUGAUAAUUAACUCAAGGAUUCGUUCCUGAAAUGAUUGGUGUGGGGGGGAUGUAAUGAUCGCGGGUUGACAACUUGGGACUAGACAUUCUAAUAGGAGGUUUAAUAGGCAUGCAGACAUUCUAGUAGAAAGUUCAGUAAGCAUGCAGAUAUUAUAGCAGGAGGUAUGAUAUCUAUGCAGACAUUAUAAGAAGGGGUAUGAUAUGUUAGGUACAAUAUGUUAGAUAUGUCAGGCCCUGUAAGCUUUACAAUAGGAGCAAUGAUACAGAAAUAAUAAUAUUGGUAAUAUGGAAGUUGUAAGAGGAGCUGCAGUAAGAAUGCAGGGAAUAUUAUUAGAGAUAUAGAGAAACAUUAGAGUUUACAAUUGAAGUAUUUCAUUUAGUUUGUAUGUAUCAUUUUUAUUAAGUUUAAGAAAUACAAAGUGUUACCAUAGAGUAUGAACAUUUUAAUAUAAUGAUAUAUUUUGUCUAUUGUUUUGCUCUGGCCUCUCUACAGGCCCGCCUCUUGUUUCUGUUAAUACUCUUAUUAUAUAUAUAUAUAUUUUUUAUUUUCAUGCAGUUAUAUAUCCCCAAUGUAAAAUUGUGAAGUUCUAUGUAAUAUUAUGGUGCUGUGAAUAUUCUAAUAUUGAUAAUAAUUCAGGAUUAUCCUCAAUCACUAAUACAGCCUCACUAAUAUUGCUCCUGCUUUGGUUCCGGCGUAAUGAUCUGUGUUUUUCUGCAUGAAAACAAUAAAAUGAUGGAAUGGGGAGCGUCCGAGUCUGUUUAGCAUUUAUUGUUUGUGUCGCCUAGAAAAACGCCUUAAUUGUACAAGGUCCUCGUGAUGUGAGGAAGAGGGAGUUGGUUUUCCUCCAGUUUCACUUAAAUGAAACCAAGCAAGACUUCAGCGCCAUUGAUUACCUGCUGUUUUCCUCUUACCAGAACUUCUUGAAAAGGUGAGUACUUCUUAAGACUCUUCUAACCGGGUAAAUCUGAUGCAUAAUAUGAAGUUCACAGAAUAUAGCUUCUCCUACAUCUGUAUGCCCAGAUCUAGACCAUAAAUAAUACUAGUUGUCUGGCAACCACAGUAUUUAUAGAUAACACAAGCAUUGGAUUCUUACAUAUCAUAUCAUGUCUGUUUCCCUUUAAACUUUAGCAGGGGGUGCAGAGUCUUUCUUGUCUUCUUAUCUCCGGUCAAACAGUGAUCCAGAAUGUGGAUGGUCACGUAGACCCUUACCUGAUGCUGUACUUGUUAUCUGCUUUCAGUACAUUGCAUGGGGAGCUGAGAAAUUGGAGAUAACUACCAAGCACAGAAACUGAAAUAUCCUAGCUUUAAAUCAAUACUUUUACUAAGCGACAUGAAUCACAACUACAUGUUACAGUGAGGUAGCAAAGGUGUCUCUGUUGUGUUAAUUGAUUAGUAGAAUGUAAAUGGAUCAGUUACUGACGGUGUAAAUGUAUCUGUAUUGAUCAAGAGGGAGCCAUACUGUUCUUUUAAUUAUACGCUGUAUUUAAUAAUCAAUUAGGCAGUGCUACAAAGACUUGCCACGUCUCAGGUUUCUGUGUCAGAUACGCGCAAAACAGAACUUGAAUAAAGUGUUCACAACCGGAUUUUCAGUGUUUAGCAAUAUAUUUAGUAUUUUCAGGUUUAAAGAGGAACUGUCAUUUUGGGUACAAUGGUAUAAUAGCCAAUGUCUGUAUCAGUUAGUUGUAUUUUAUUUUAUCACGGGAUAAAACAUGUCAAAGUGAUGUCUGAUGGGCACAGAUGCUCUCAUCAUGGGAGUAUGUAGUGCAGUAGAGUGGUAUUUCAUCCUAAAAUUUGUUGCACAGCUCACCUCGUGAACACUUCAGUAGCAUUUACUGCAGUGUGUGGAAUAAGGAACAAAUUCUAAAUAAUCAGUUUCUUUAUAUAUCAGACAGGACAUUAAUUAUCAUUUGUAAGAUUGAUUUGUGAUGAAAGUACUCCACUAGGACUAAGAAACAAAAGUCAUGUUAACAUUGUGAUUGUAAAAAUUUUUUUUAAAAAAUAGACACACCAUUUAUGUAUGUAUCUGAUAUCUUAUUUUUAAAACGGAAGCUUACAAUCAAUCUGAAAAAUGGCAGAAGAUUAGAUCAAAUAUUAGAUUUACUUGAGAUUUUUUCUCUGCCCUUAGCAUUGUGGUGAGUGCUCCCACAAUGCACCAGGAUGAAUCUAGAAUGAGUAAAACACAGCUGUAUGCUACGCUUCAUUAGAUACAGCAUUGAGCAAUUGUAGGAACACCAUUUUCAAUCUUAUGCUGCAUUGCCUUUAAAUGAUACUUGUAAAAUGUAUUUCUUUUGUAAGUGUAAAGCCAGCUUUUUUUUUCUUCACGCAGCCCAAAUAAGACAAAGUUCAUGCAGGACUGUGAGAGCUCGUUCUCCAGUUGGAAAUUCUCAGGAGGCUUUCGGACCUGGGUGAAAAUGUCUCUGGUUAAAACAACAGAGGAGGAUGGAAGUGAAUCUGUGGAAUUCCGUCAAGAAGUAAGAAUUGUGUUACCAUGACGAUCUCCCUUCUGUCUUUAUUCUCAUAUGAACUUUAUUAGGGGAACGGAAACCUGGCUGUCCAGAUGGUGUUGGACUACACUCCCAGCAAAUCAUUGGGCGAUAUAUACCAGCAGCUUCUGGAAAGUCACGGUUGAACACCCCUAAAUUUACAAUCUGAUUAGCAGCCCGUCUCAUAAUUAGGUAAUAUAAAUUAAUACGGCCAAGGUGCCAAAAACCCACGUUGAUCGUUACUGGUGAGUUUCUUACACCUUUUUACCUAUAUAGUGAUGGUUUAUUGCAUUACACUGUGAUCUUGAAAAAGGCCUUUAGGGGUCGAAACGUCGGUUGGUUUACAGAUGUAAUUGUUUAUUUUUUGAGAAAAAAAAUCACCAUUGAAAUUUGCAAGUCCUGUGAGUGCCCCCGUUAUAACAUUUGGAUAUAUGAGAAACGUGGGUAGCACCAAGGCGAUAUCUACUUAACGAGUGGUUGCCAGGAGAGUGCCAAGCGGACUUUGUUUAUAUAUAUAUAUAUAUAUAUAUAUAUAUUUAUUUGUAUUCAUAGUUAAAGUUACGUAGCUGAAAAGAGACUUGCGUCCAUCAAGUUCAGCCUUCCUCAAAUAUGUUUUUGCUGUUGAUCCAAAAGAAGGCAAAAAACCCAGUCUGAAGCGCUUCCAAUUUUGCCACAAACUAGGAAAAAAUUCCUUCUUGACCCCAAAAUAGCAGUCAGAUGUCUCCUUGGAUCAAGCAGCUAUUACGUCACUAAUUAGAAAUUAUUAUAUCUCUGUAUGUUAUGUUUUUGCAAGUAUUUAUCCAAUUGCAAUUUAAACAUCUGUAAUGACUCUGACAAAACCACCUCUCCAGGCAGAGAAUUAUAUAUCCUUAUUGCUAUUACUGUAAAAAAAAAACUUUUCUUUGCCUUAGAUGAAAUCUCCUUUCUUCCAGCCUAAAUGUGUGACCUCGUGUCCGAUGUAUAGCCCUGUUUAUGAAUAGAUUUCCAGAUAAUGGUUUGUACUGGCCCCGAAUAUAUUUGUAUAAUGUUAUCAUAUCCCCUCUCAGGCACCAUUUUUCCAAACUAAACAGAUUUAAUUUUUUUAACCUUUCUUCAUAACUAAAAUGCUCCAUUCCUUUUAUCAAUUUUGUAGCUUGUCUCUGGACUUUUUCUAGUGCCAUGAUAUCUUUCUUUAGAACAGGCGCCCAAAAUUGCACAGCAUAUUCAAGGUGUGGUCUGACCUGCGAUUUAUAAAGAAGCAAAAUUAUAUUUUCAUCCCGAGUAUUUAUGCCCCUAUUUAUACAUGACAAAACCUUACUGGCCUUAGCAACUGCAGAUUGACAUUGCAUACUGCUGCCUAAUUUGUUGUCUAUAACAAUUCCCAAAUCCUUCUUGUGUGUGGUUAUCCCUAGUUCACUACCAUUUAGGGUGUAAAUUGCUUGUGUAUUCUUAACCCCGAAGUGCAUAACGUUGCAUUUCUCUACGUUAAAUUUCAUCUGCCAUUUUAGUGCCCAGUCCCCCAAUCUAUCCAAAUCCCUCUGCAGCAAAGCAAUAUCCUGCUCACAUGUUACUACUUUACAAAGUUUUGUGUCAUCUGCAAACACUGAUACAUGGCUUUCAAUGUCUAUUUCAAGAUCAUUUAUAAAUAUGUUAAAUAGAAGUGGUCCCAAAACAGAACCCUGAGGGACAUCACUUACCACUUUUGUCCAGCCUGAAAAUGUACCAUUAAUGACAACUCAUUGUACUCUAUCCUUAAGCCAAUGUUCUACCCAAGAACAAGAAUAUUCAUCUAGACUAAUUUCUUUUAGUUUGAAGACUAACCUAUUGUGAGGAACCGUAUCAAAUGCCUUGGCAAACUCUAAGUAGAUCACAUCCACUGCAACACCCUGAUCUAUACUUCUACUUACUUCUUCGUAGAAUGCAAUUACGUUAGUUUGACAUGACCUAUGUUUCAUAAAACCAUGCUGAUUAUUGCUAAUAACAAAGUUCAUUCCAAUGAAUUCCUGAAUAUUAUCCCUUAAUAGCCCUUCAAAUAUUUUCCCAGUUACAGAAGUUAAGCUCACAGGUCUAUAAUUUCCAGGGAAGGAUUUUGAACCCUUUUUAAAUAUAGGAACAACAUCUGCCUUCCUCCAAUCCUCCGGUACAAUACCUGAAACAAUAGAAUCUUGAAAAAUUAAAUACUGAGGUUCACUUAUUUCCCCACUUAGCUCCUUAAGUACUCGUGGGUGAAUACCGUCAGGCCCCGGAGCUUUAUUUACAUUAAUUUUCUUUAAUAGCUGUAGCACCUUGUCUCGAGUUAUCCAAUCACAAGUUAUUUGCAAGUUUUUUGCAGCAAUCAUUUGCAUAUCUCUUGCCAUAGGACCCACAUUAAUAUAUACUGAAGAAAAAUAGUUAUUUAAAAUGUCUGCUUUUUCCUGGUCUUCAUUAGCUAAUAAAUCCAACUCUGUUUCCAGUGUACCUACACUUUCAUUUUUUGUUUUUUUAGAAUUGAUGUACUUGAAAAAAAAAUGUGGUUGAUUUUGCAUUCUUUGGCUAUUUCUCAUUUUCUAGUUUAGCCACUUUAAUUGCCUUUUUGCAAGCGUUAUUGGCUUCCUUAUAUGUUAAAUAGGAUGCCUCUGAUUUGUCUGAUUUAAAUGCCCUUUUCCUAUUUUUAAUCUCUUGUUUUACUUCUCUACUAAGCCACAUUGGUUUUAAUUUGUUUCUUUUAUAUUUAUUACCCAAUGGUACAUACUGAGAAAUGUACCUUUCUAAUAUUUGUUUGAAUAGCUUCCAUUUAUCCUCAGUGUUUUUAUCACUAAGGAGUUUAUGCCAGUUGAUAUGUUGUAGAGCUGCCCUAAUCUUAUUGAAAUUGGCUUUUUAAAAAUUAUAUGUUUUAGUAUACCCCACUUGCUUUUGCUUUUUUGAGUUUAUUUCAAAAGUUACCAUAUUGUGAUCACUAUUUCCCAAAUGCCCCCCUUCUUGAAUGUUGGUUAAAAGAUCAACAUUGUUUGUUAUAACGAGAUCCAGACAAGCAUCCUUUCUAGUUGGUGCUUGUACCAGUUGUGACAUAAAGGUGUCAUUUAACACAUUCAAAAACCUGAUUCCCCUUGCUGAAGUACUAGUCCCUCUAUUCCAAUUUAUGUCCGGUUAAUUAAAAUCUACAAUAAUUAACGUGUUACCUCGAUUUGCAGCUUCCUCAAUAAUAUUUACAUUUGGUGGUUUAUAACAAAUCCCAACCAAUAAUUGAUUUCCAUUUGCUUGCCCCAAGCAGAUAUCUACCCGUAAAGCCUCCACAUUUUCCUCGUCACACUCCACAUGCUUAAGAUUUGACUUUAACUCAUGGUUGACAUAUAAACAUACCCCACCACCCUUCUUGUUUCUCCUAUCCUUCCUAAAUAACGUGUACCCAUUUCAAUUAACUGCCCAGUCAUGUGUCUCAUCCCACCAUGUUUCUGUUAUGCCUAUUAUAUCAUAUUGUUUAGUGUAUGCUAUUGCCUCUAGUUCCCCCAUUUUGUUAUGUAGGCUCUUUGCAUUAAUAAGCAUACAUUUAAUAUUAUCAUGAGUCUUUUGUACUUUUUGUGAAUUAUCAAUAUUACAUAUCUCCUCCCCCCAUCUCGACCCCCUUUGUUCUGAGCUAAAGCCCAUGGACAAAAAAAAAACAUUUACAGUAUAUUUAUAUUAUCUCCCACCACUGGUUCUUGUGAGGGGAUUCAGGUUGCAAUAUAGGGGGUUACCUGGGGCAGAUAUAAAUGUGAGAAGUGGAUAUAUAGCGAUGCUAUUAUUUGUCUGUGAGAUUGUGACAUUUGGAAGUGUAUCGUAGAGAAUAAAAUAUGACCGACGCAGAAAGAGGAAUGCAAAUAUCUUGAAUUAGUGAUAUUUCAUCCGCAGUGUGUGGGCCUCCUAAUAAAGAGUAGUGUCAAGAUAUCUCCAUCUACGGCUUUUCUUCAGGAUUUACGUGCAGUAACACUUGCCUUCGCUAGAAAAGACACAGAAAAUAUAGAGACCAUCAAACUGCAAGGUUAUGUUGAACUGUUAUUUUUAAAAUAAAGUUAUAUGAAAUAAACUUAACAAAUGCCACUAACGUGUCAUGAGGCAGCUGGAAUGAUAAGAGUCAUAGUCCAAAGUAUCACACAAUAUCCACCCUGCAGUACAGUGAUGCAUUAUGUCUAAAACAUGUCUGUAAGUGUACCUUCCUUUUAAAAGACUGCAUUUCAUGUAAUAUUCUUUCAGACUAGUGUUGUAAAUUACAUCGAUCGAAGGUCCAGUACAGAAAAGGGGGACCAGUUAUUUUUUGUGGUGUUUGAAUGGAAAGAUCCGUAUAUCCAGGAAAUUCAAGAUGUAAGUAUUUAAAAAUAUUCUAUUACAUUCUACCAAUGUGGCUGUCUCCAUUAGUCCCUGUCAUUUCUGAGUACCCCCCUUGCCCUCCUUAAAAAGUAAGAAAACACCUUAUUUCCAGCACCGUCCAGGACUGCCGGCGCAGGCCCCACCCCCGAUCCGCCAACUUUGCUGACGUCAUAAGAGUUGAUGAUCUCAGCCAAUCCAAUGCUACCAUAGGAAAAGCAUUGGAUUGCCUGAGAUCAUCAAGGAGGUGGGGCCAGGCCAAAAGACCGGCCUGGCAAAUCAGCAUCUACUCAUAGAGAUGCAUUGAAACACGGCAUCUCUAUGGGGAAAGUUCAGCGCCCCCAUGCAGAGCGUGGAGACGCUGAACGUCAGUACUGCACACUGUGCAGCACUGCCCCAAGAAGCACCCGUUGCCACUAAGAGGUGUUCCUAGGUACAAAUGUAAGCACUGCAUUUUCUCUGAAAAAAUUUGCUGAUAUGGAAGAAAAAAAGAAAUCCAACAUCUUUUAUACCAAGUCAGCUUUUUUGACCUAAAUUAUGCAAGUCCACGAUUAUUGUACUAGUAAAUUAACUUGCAAUCCUAAUUGGAGAUAUAAAGGAGAUUUGUAUUUGUAAAGAGGGACUGUCCUAAAUAGCGACACUUGGGAAGUAUGGAAAUAUCGCUAAAUAUCGUUAAAACGAAAUAAUUGUUGCAUUCUAAAACUAGUGAUAAAUAUACCUAAUAGUGCUGUAAAGCUGCAGCGGACAGAGCUACUUUUACACUUUCAGGACCAGGAUUAGACAGAUAUUGUUAAUGGCCUGACAGUUAUAUGUCCUGAAGGGGUUAAACUUAAAAUGGAAACAUCUGCUUCCUGUAGACUAAUUGGCUCAACUUUUUUUCUAUUAUUUUAUUUUGGUCUUCAGAUAAUCACUGCCAACCCCUGGAGCAUGAUAGCCUUGCUAUGUGGGGUGUUCCUGGUCCUUUUUAAAGCAGCUGACUUUGCCAAACUCAGUGUUAAGUGGAUGAUUAAAAUCCGAAAAAGGCAUCUGAAGAAGAGAGCUCGGGAAUUGAACCACAUGAGCUGAAGAGGUGGAUAUCUGCCUUUCUUGCUCGAGCGCUGGAUGAAAAAAAGCAGAGACACUUAAAUUUCACGAAGUGGUUUCGAUUUAACCUUUUGACUGCAAAAGUGCCUGCAACGUAGGAGGUUAAAAACGUUGGCGGACAGAUACUUGAAUAUAGUCGAUAAAAAAAGAAAUUAUUAGUUCAGUUUAGUGCACAUAGAGUUACAGUUCAGUGUUCUCUUUUACAGAUAAUUAAUUUGUAAAGAAAAAUGUGUUAAAUAUAACUUAGUGAUCAUCUGGACAAUUCGGAGGAGGAUAAGAGCCAUAUGAAGAGCUGCAAAUGCCCUAAUUUGGUACUUUUUAUCCUGAACUCAUCCUUCUAGGUGAUAGCUAGAAUCUAGAAUGUGAUUGGAGAGCAAAACAAUGUGAAAAUUUCCUGGGGAAAAAAAAAACUGGAUUGUUUUUGACCUCAGCAGUUUUUUUUUAUUUUUGUUAACCUUUUUAUGUAUUAACUUUUUUGUAGAGGACUGAUAUAACAAUCACCUUUCUUACAUCAUUCUAGACAUAGGUCAGUAGGUUAGGCAGGUAGGUACCAGCUCAGUCUGGACAUGGAGUGUGUCUUGAAUCUCACUAGACUGUGAGGGAAACUGCAACAUGUAAUAGCAGGAUCGCACCUGUUGAAUGUCAGGUGGACUUACGAUCCCAUGAAUUAGUGAAACAAUAUAUAAUAAUAGAGACGCAGUGCCUUUGAUUAAUGGACUCAUCUCCAACUCUCGCUCAGGAAGUCGGUCAAUGUGAUAGACCAUCUUUUCACUGUAGCUAUUUACUGAACCUUGAGUUUCUGCCAUAUGAAUGGAUGCUCUAGAACCUCUGUUUCCAAUAGUUUUGGGAUCAAGGCACACAUAAAUAAGAGAAAAAUGUCCAAGGCAUGCAAUACUAUUUUUUAACAUUCCUCAGCGGCUUGUAAAAAGUACUUUUUAAAAAAAUUUUUUAUGGUUUAGACAAGUUAACAAACUGAAAAUUGUAGGUAGGAAUGUAAUUUAAAAUGUGGAUUUAAUGUUGAC